AAAAAAAGUUGCAGGGCCAGAGCAAAGCCGAGAAAGAGAGGCAAGAGGCCAAUAAGAAAGAGUGGGCCAUAUAUAUAUAGCCAGCUAAUCUGUUGUGCAGUGCGUUUUAUCAGCCAGCGAAAGAAACGAAAACGAAAGUCGGUCCAAGUCCAAGAGCUAAAGUCUCGGAGGUACAACGAAAAUCAAAAAAAAAAAAUUCAGAGACACGCGGAUCUCAUCUCGGUAAUGUCUCAAUAAAAGUUAAAAUAAUCUUAACUACCUACCGCCGGAAUGUAGGGAAAAGUGAAAAUAAAAGCGCUCAACGAGUUUCGAAAAGCAACAAAUAUAAUUGAAACGCCGAAAAUCAAAGUAGCUGAAAUCCGGGAGGGGCGACGAGGCAAGGAGGCGUGGCCAAUUGAGGUGAGGUGAAUCGUAGUGCGGUGACCUUCGGCGGACGGCGGCAAACAGCAAUCAAACAAGCCAUUUGAGAUAGCCAAACAAGCGCGCGGACCAAAUAUCUCGCACAAUACGCGCACUCGUGUACUAACAAAAACAAAUAAAUACAAAUAAAUACAAAUAAAUAUAAAUAUAAGCCAAGGUGACUAAGUACCGUGGCAGCAGCAGCAGCAGCAUGGAGAUCAGGCGCACCUCUCGACCAUAUCUAUGGGUCUUUCUGAUGCUGCUCGGCCUUUGGCUGGGCUCGGUUUUGGCCAAGGGCGCCAGCAAUCAGACCACCUCACAAACCUGGCAGCACCAACAGCAGCAGCAGCAGCAGCAGCAGCGAUAUCAAAGUCAGCUGCUCAAUGAAUCGCAAUCGGUGCCAGAGGAACUGGAGAUUUUGGAAACCACUUCGGCCAUUGUGAGUUCGCCGCAUGAAACCCAUUUGACGCGCACCUCCGUCAUUUUCGGGCUCACAAAAGUGGCCAACGAGAGCAGCGUCAGCCAAAAGUGCCAUGCGCAGCUGCGACAGGUGCAGCGCGGCAUACUGGGCAAACAGCCAUGGGCCAUGAAGGUUUUGGAUGCAUCGGGAACGAAACCCUCUGGCUUCGUAUAUGGCCAGAACUAUUGGCUGGGCAGUCGGGAAGCUUGUCGCGGAGUCCAAAGACCCGUGGGUAUAACCCUGUCGAAGAACUUCGAUCGUGUGAUGCACUAUGGAAUUAUUACCCAGAAGGCGCCCUUUGACAUGGACUACCGGGUACUGUACUUGCGGCACAGUUCACCCUGGCAGGUGGAGAUAAAGCUAAUGUCCGAGCAGAUAAUCCACAUCGGCUUGUGCCUCCCGAGUGCCUGCAGUUCGGAGGAGGUUAAGAGUCUGGCCCAGGACUACGUAGCUGGAGGAACAUUUGCUGAAAACGAGAUCUUUGAUAUCCGACCGGAAGUGGUCUAUAUGAAGGAUCUGCAGUUGAAGGAGCAGUUCUUCGAGAGAGCCAGCUUCCGACUUUUGGUGGCCUGUGUCCUCGCCACUGGAGUUCUGAUGCUUUGUGCUCAGCAACUGACGGCCACCAAAAAGUUGGAAUCUUCCACUGAGGAACCCGAACCUGGUUUGGCACCCGCUGAAUCUGAAUUGUGGCGUGGACUUAACUCCCUUCUGCAAUUGGAAAGGCUACAGAAAUUUAUACCCUGCUGGGAUGUACCCGCCAACUGGGCCAAGAUAUUUGCAGUGCGGGAGAAUUCUCCGAAUGAAAUUCCCUUGAUGAACGGACUGCGAUCGGUGUGCGCCAUCUGGAUAAUGGUGUUCCACGUGGUGUGGUUCAUGUACUUCACGGUUCACAACAAGACGGUACUGAUUUCGUAUGCAGAACAGGCCUUUUUCCAGUACGUUUCAUCGGCGCCUCUGCUCGUGGACGUCUUCUUUACCAUCAG
Molecule: messenger RNA, 1842 nt
Organism: Drosophila gunungcola (fruit fly)
Lineage: Eukaryota; Metazoa; Arthropoda; Insecta; Diptera; Drosophilidae
Exons: 3
Source: RefSeq, a predicted model, not a curated record